AUGUCCCCCAAACCAGCCAUUCUUUUCAUUUCAAGCCCCGACUACUCUUCUGAGCUGUACCAAACAACUAUAAAAAAUGAGUUUCAAGUGGUUCACCACGACUUUCAAUCUAGCGAUCCGCAAGACUUCUUAAACUUCCUACAUGGAAACUUUGACGCCAACUCAAAACCGCUGACAGCGAUUUAUGGUGGAUUUCCUUCAUUCCACCCUAUUGGAGGAUUGACUGAGGCUUUGAUUGAAGACAAGCUGUUCCCAAAGGAUACUAUAAAAUGUAUCGUACUGUGUUCGCGUGGAGUAAACGGCGUUGACAUCCCUGCUUUGGAGAGGAAUAAUAUAAAGCUGUUCAAUUACAAUGAUGAGCCGGAUUCUUAUUCUAAAAAUAACAAGGUACUGAAAAAGGCAGGGGUGGUCGGCAAUGAUGUUGCUGAUUGUGUACUUUGGCACGUAUUAGAAGGCUACCGGAAACUAUCAUACCAGCAAUUGCACUUGCGGAAGACCAGAAACACGCUCACGUCUAGACUUGCUGCCGCAGGUAAAUCUCCUGACUUGAAUGAAUUCGCUUUCGGACAUGAGUUAGUUUCUUGCUGUGUUGAAAGCCCAAGGGAUAAGAAAGCACUAAUUCUAGGGCUAGGUAGUAUAGGCAAGCAGAUUGCUCUCAAACUACACUACGGAUUAGGCAUGCAGAUCCAUUACGCGAAACGCACAUGUGACAGCGAGGUCCCAUGGUGUUAUCACCCACUUGACGCUUCUAUAUACGACAAGCUCUCACAAUUUUCCACGAUGAUCGUAGCGCUGCCAGGCACUCCGGAGACCAAACACCUCAUUGACAAGGACUUUUUGAGCUACUGUUCACGGGAUUUGGUACUUGUAAAUAUAGGGAGAGGGUCGGUACUCGAGCCCGAUGCAAUUGAAUCUGCGCUAGAGCAGGGGCAGAUUCGGCACCUUGGAGUUGACGUGUUUUACAAUGAACCUGAGGUUGAAGAAUGGCUCACAAAAAAUACUGCGCGCGUAUCACUUACCCCACAUGUGGGGAGCGGUACCAAAGACAAUUUUUAUCAAAGCUGCGAAUUCGCGCUUAACAAUAUCAUAGAGGUGGUGCUUCGUAACUCGGACGGUUACUCAAGGGUAGUAUAG
This is a messenger RNA of Lachancea thermotolerans CBS 6340, 1134 nucleotides long. RefSeq names its product putative hydroxyacid dehydrogenase. The transcript has a single exon. NCBI's taxonomy places the organism in Eukaryota, Fungi, Ascomycota, Saccharomycetes, Saccharomycetales, Saccharomycetaceae. Gene Ontology annotation, cellular component: cytosol. Bases 1 to 1134 code for a protein of 377 amino acids. The record is from RefSeq and is a predicted model, not a curated record. Gene Ontology annotation, molecular function: glyoxylate reductase (NADPH) activity; NAD binding; hydroxypyruvate reductase [NAD(P)H] activity.